Herpailurus yagouaroundi (jaguarundi) is the source of this 1267-nucleotide messenger RNA. RefSeq names its product thioredoxin like 4B (gene TXNL4B). Gene Ontology annotation, biological process: mRNA splicing, via spliceosome. The record is from RefSeq and is a predicted model, not a curated record. Bases 285 to 734 code for a protein of 149 amino acids. Lineage: Eukaryota; Metazoa; Chordata; Mammalia; Carnivora; Felidae. The transcript is spliced from 5 exons. Gene Ontology annotation, cellular component: spliceosomal complex; U4/U6 x U5 tri-snRNP complex; U5 snRNP.
UUUUCCGUUUCCGGUUUUAUAAGUGGUCCGCCAGAGUUGGCGGGCAGCAGCCCCUGGGUUACUUUGAGUUAGGGUCGGUGCUUUUGGUGUAGAAGACGGGAACCGCCUGUGUGCCGACGUUUCGGAGAAGUGGUCGGGGUUGCGAACAGUCAAGUGGAAGAGAAGGAGGUGACUUGUACAAAGAAAACUGCUCCAGGACCACGAGACUUGGAUGCCCUCUGCAUCUCCCCUGCCCUCUGGUUCCAGUGACUGACAGUAAGGAUAAAUAUUUGGAUUAUGGCAAGAUGAGCUUCCUGUUGCCCAAGCUAACUAGCAAAAAAGAAGUAGACCAAGCAAUAAAAAGUACUGCAGAGAAGGUAUUGGUUCUCCGAUUUGGGAGAGAUGAGGAUCCAGUCUGUCUGCAGCUAGAUGAUAUUCUUUCUAAGACGUGUUCUGACCUGAGUAAAAUGGCUGCUAUAUAUCUGGUAGAUGUGGACCAAACUCCCGUUUACACGCACUAUUUUGACAUCAGUUAUAUUCCAUCUACUGUGUUCUUCUUCAAUGGGCAGCACAUGAAAGUGGAUUAUGGGUCUCCCGAUCACACUAAGUUUGUGGGAAGUUUCAAAACCAAGCAAGACUUCAUAGAUUUGGUUGAAGUAAUUUAUCGAGGAGCAAUGAGGGGAAAGCUUAUUGUCCAAAGUCCUAUUGAUCCCAAGAAUAUUCCCAAAUAUGACCUUCUCUAUCAAGACAUUUAACGCAUUCAUGACUAUCAAAGCUGAAGAAAAAAGCACAUCUUGAAACAGUACCUGAACCCAGCUGUGCCGUUUUCCUGGAGUCCUUCGGACAUGUGUUCAGCAUCCCAGCAGAGAAGAGUGCUGACUUGGGUAGAAAAUACCCCACCCUCAAGUAGAAGACCACGCUGGCACUGCGAUGGGCAGAGAUGCUUAAAUGUCUAUUCCCUGCAAACCCCAGAGCAGUCAAGACCACCGGGGUCAAUUUCCCCAGCGUGAUUUUUUUUUUAAAUUUUUAUUGUGCUUCUCUUUAUUCCUUAAGAUGAUACAGAAUGCUUCUAAACAUUGGCUAGUAUAUUUAUGUUGACUUUGAUAUACAAGUAAAAUAGAAAAUCAUUUCCCGUAAGAGCAGAAGUACUUAUUUUUUUACCCUAAAUGUACCCACACACACACCCUCCCCCUCACCCGUUUCUCCACUCAUGUAUUUAUCUCAUGCUCUCCUGUCUCCAGUCCCUGUUAUCUCGGUUUCUCUUGGAAUAAAUGUUUCUCUACAGAUA